AUGAGACAGACUACAACGAAAGCGAAGUCCUUCGAGAGGAACUUCCUACCGUGUUUCUACAUCCUGAUUCUACUCCUGGGGCUGUGCGGGAACGUCAUGGUGAUUGUCGUCUUGCUGCGAGCCAAGGAGGCCCUACCUGGAACGGACGUCUUCAUCUUCAACCUGGCCAUCGCCGACAUCCUGCUGGUGGCCACGCUCCCUUUCUGGGCGGCCCAAGCCAUACACACCUGGGUCUUCGGCGACUACCUGUGCAAAGUGGUCGGCAGCAUCUUCAAGAUCAACUUCUAUUCCAGCAUCUUCUUCCUGGUCUGCAUCAGCUUCGAUCGGUACCUCUCCAUCGUCUACGUCAUCCGCACGUACAACCGGUCCAACUCCUGUGGGAUCCUCCUCUGCUCCUUGGCCAUUUGGUGCUUCUGCAUCCUCCUCGCGGUGCCCGAUUUGAUCUUCCUGAAAGUCGAGUUCGAUUCCCGCCAGAACACCACCUCGUGCUCCCUCAACUUUGGCUCCAGCUGGAGGAUCACGCUACGCAUCUUGAACCAGGUGUUGGCGUUCUUCCUCCCGCUGCUGGCCAUGGCUUACUGCUACACCCACAUCAUCUUCACGCUGCUGAAAUCCAAAGGCUUCCAGAAGCAGAAGGCCCUCAGGGUCAUCCUGGCAGUGGUGGCCGUCUUCUUCCUCUGCUGGACCCCCUACCAAGUGGUGAUGCUCAUCGACACCCUGAUCGAGUACAAAGUCUUGGAGCGAAGUUGCGAGUGGGAGUCCAAGGUGGACAUUGCGGAGACCGUCACGAUGAGCUUGGGGUUCCUCCACUGUUGCCUCAACCCUCUCCUCUAUGCCUUUAUUGGGAUCAAGUUCCGGAACAGAUUCCUUGAACUGUUGGAGCAGGUCGGCUGCGUGAGCCACGCAUUCCUGAAGAGACACGCCCGCCUGUUGAGCCACCGGAAAGACUCGACAUGGUCCGAGAGCACGGAGGCAUCUUAUGCGGGACUCUGA
Gekko japonicus is the source of this 993-nucleotide messenger RNA. It is a transcript of the gene CXCR3, whose product is annotated as chemokine (C-X-C motif) receptor 3. Lineage: Eukaryota; Metazoa; Chordata; Lepidosauria; Squamata; Gekkonidae. Gene Ontology annotation, cellular component: membrane. The record is from RefSeq and is a predicted model, not a curated record. The transcript has 2 exons. Bases 1 to 993 code for a protein of 330 amino acids. Gene Ontology annotation, biological process: regulation of leukocyte migration; G protein-coupled receptor signaling pathway; chemotaxis. Gene Ontology annotation, molecular function: C-X-C chemokine receptor activity.